GAGGAGCCAGGCGGGAGGGUGGACCAGAGGAAGACGGACCUCUACAUGCACCUGGUGAAUAGGAAGGACCACUCGAUCCUGCCGGUGGACCAGGUCCUGAGGGUCAUCGACGACAACGUCGACAAGCUCAACCAGCUUUUCAAGGACUAUAACGUAUUGGACUCGGCGGCCUCGAGGCCGAGACUGCUGGAGAGCGAGAGUCAGACCCUGCUGAUCCUCUACCUCGGGGGGGCCACGGCGCUCCUGGCCAUCCUCCUCGCGCUCACGGUCGGGAUCUGCAUCCACCAGCGGGUGAAGUUCUCGCGGCAGCUCAGGGCCGCCACGGCGACGGCGUUCGGAUCUCACGCCUCGGGCUUGGACGGGCUGCCCCGCACCUCCCACGCCCCGAACACGAACAUCCACGCCGUGGAGGGCAGCAACCCCGUCUGGCUGCACGGCUACGACAACGAAUGGUUCAAGCAGGAAGCGCCCAUCGACAACAGCCAGACUGAUAGUCAGGGAGGAGAUUCCCUGGAUGAGAACGCGGUGCUCGAGGACCGGUCUCUCCCCUCCACUGCUUAUGUGAGAGAUUUUGAGCCUCAUUUCACCAGG
This is a messenger RNA of Darwinula stevensoni, 591 nucleotides long. The record is from the annotation of a GenBank genome assembly. NCBI's taxonomy places the organism in Eukaryota, Metazoa, Arthropoda, Ostracoda, Podocopida, Darwinulidae.